UGACGUCACGCCACGGCAUUACCGGAAGGUCCUCCCGCGCUCCUCCUCCAUUCACUCCCUGGCGAAGAUGGCGGACGGCGAAAAUAAACGGGCCGAAUCCGCCGAGCCGGACGAGCCGCUACCGAAGAAACCGAGGCUUCUGGAGCUGUCCGGUGAUUCGGAGCACAGCGCGACCGCCGGUGCCGAUACAUUGGACGAGAAACCGGCGCGGAUGGACGAGUCACAGCAGGCCUUAUCGAUCAACAACAACAACAACACUAGACCGACUGAACCCGGGCAGCCAGCCGACCCGGAGCCCGAGAUCUCCGAGUUAACUGAUGAAGGUGUUCAUCCCAAUGGUUUUACAUCCCCUGAUCUUCUUCGGGACGAUGAUGACUGCUCAUCCCGUGCCAGCUCUAGCGACUGGACGCCUCAGCCACAGAUUGGGUCCUAUCGGUUCAUUCAGCAGCACAUCAUGAGAGGAACUGAUCCCAGAGCCAUUCUGAAAGAUUUGCUUCCUGAAACGGUGCUUCCUCCAGACCUGGACGACAUGACGCUGUGGCAGAUCAUCAUCAACAUCUCUGAGCCGCCCAAACGAAAGAAACGCAAAGACAUCAACACGUUAGAGGACGUGGUGCGGCUCCUGAACGAGAGGAAGAAGAUUCUGGUGCUCACCGGUGCUGGGGUGUCUGUUUCCUGUGGGAUUCCUGACUUUCGCUCUAGAGAUGGUAUUUAUGCUCGACUCGCUGUAGAUUUCCCAGACCUUCCUGAUCCUCAAGCCAUGUUUGACAUCGACUACUUCAGGAGAGAUCCCAGGCCUUUUUUCAAGUUUGCCAAGGAAAUCUACCCCGGACAGUUCCAGCCAUCUCCAUGUCACCGAUUUAUAUCAAUGCUGGACAAGAAGGGAAGGUUAUUGAGAAACUACACGCAGAAUAUCGACACACUGGAGCAGGUGGCUGGAAUACAGAAGAUCAUUCAGUGCCACGGGUCUUUUGCGACUGCCUCCUGUCUUAUCUGUAAGCAUAAGGUGGACUGUGAAGCCAUAAGAGAAGAUAUAUUCAACCAGGUUGUUCCUCAUUGUCCCAGGUGUCCGUCUGAUGUCCCGUACGCCAUCAUGAAGCCAGACAUCGUCUUUUUUGGAGAAAACCUUCCAGAGUUUUUCCACAGAGCCAUGAAGCAGGAUAAAGACGAGGUGGACCUCCUCAUCGUGAUCGGCUCCUCGCUGAAAGUGCGGCCAGUGGCUCUUAUACCCAGCUCGAUUCCUCAUGACGUGCCUCAAGUGCUGAUCAACCGUGAGCCGCUGCCGCAUCUGAACUUUGACGUGGAGCUCCUGGGCGAUUGUGACGUGAUCGUGAACGAACUCUGCCAUCGCCUGAACGGAGACUUCCAGCAGCUCUGCUACAAUUCAUCGCGUCUCAGCGAGAUCACAGAGAAACCGGCAGCUCCUGAACACACGGAGAACACGUCUGCAGAUCACUCUCAUGCUGAUGCUGAACAUAUCGAGAACACGUCUGCAGAUCACUCUCAUGCUGAUGCUGAACAUAUAGAGAACACGUCUGCAGAUCGCGAUGAUGCUAAACAUACAGAAAAUACACCUACAGAUCACGCUGAUGCUGAACAUACGAAGAACACGUCUGCAGAUCACGCUAAUGCUGAACAUACAGAGAACACAUCUGCAGGUCACGUUAAUGCUGAACAUAUAGAGCACAUGUCUAAAGAUCAUGCUAAUCCUAAAGACGAUCAGAGCUCACUAUCAGUUAAUGAAGAGGAAUUAGCGUCUCCAGCAGCAGAAACACACGCGCUGGACUCUACAGAGAUUUCAGCACACACAGAGAGGAGUAAAGAGGCCGAUGCUGUGAACACUGAUGAUGCAGCGUGUGUAAAAGAUGAAGAAAACACAGAUCGACUGCGCGUGGAAAUGCGCAGACGCUGCUGGAGGAGCCGAAUCUGUCAGAGUCCAAUCAGCAAACGACUCGGAGCGUCGCAGUAUUUAUUUCAAGCACCGAACCGUUAUGUUUUCCACGGGGCGGAGGUUUACUCGAGCUCAGAGGACGAGAGCUCCAGUUCGUGCGGCAGUGAAAGCGACGGAUCUUUCCAGCAUGAAGACAGCGAGGUGGAGGAAAACGGUGCAGCAAUGACGGAUAAGGAAACGGACACAGAAACAGUACAGGACAGUGAACACAGACGCCUUCAGACACACUGCACACAACACACACAAUAACUCACCAAUAGCUCUAUUUAAGUCUGUUUUCUAUGUUUUUUGUACUUUCCUCCUUCCUAAAUGCCUUCUAAUGCAUGCAGCUUCUCUCUUCCGCUCUUCUUUUGUCUGUUUAGUAUUUUUGCAUUUUUAUUUAGAUGUAAAAUAUACGUUUAAUAUAAGUCCAGCGAAUGUUUCCGCCUGAGAACACAGUGGAUCUUGCCAUGUAUUUGCUUGGGAUAAAAAAGGGAAUGAUUUUCAAACCAAAGAUCACUUUUCUGUUGUUGUUUUUCUGUUUGGUUUUCAUCGUUUGUUUUAUUUCCACUGAAUUGAUCAGUUUCUUUGCCAGCAUGUACAGCAAAACUGUGGCAUUUGCAGACGUUUGGCAGCUUCGCUCAGCCUACUGUUGAAGACUUUUAUACCCAGUAAAGUUUGAUAGUCCUCAACUUGGUGAUUUUCA
Messenger RNA from Danio rerio (zebrafish), 2636 nucleotides. The record is from RefSeq and is a predicted model, not a curated record. Lineage: Eukaryota; Metazoa; Chordata; Actinopteri; Cypriniformes; Danionidae.